Messenger RNA from Humulus lupulus (European hop), 1151 nucleotides. Its product is annotated as pre-rRNA-processing protein ESF2. The transcript has 7 exons. The record is from RefSeq and is a predicted model, not a curated record. Gene Ontology annotation, cellular component: nucleolus. Gene Ontology annotation, biological process: small-subunit processome assembly; endonucleolytic cleavage to generate mature 5'-end of SSU-rRNA from (SSU-rRNA, 5.8S rRNA, LSU-rRNA); endonucleolytic cleavage in 5'-ETS of tricistronic rRNA transcript (SSU-rRNA, 5.8S rRNA, LSU-rRNA). Gene Ontology annotation, molecular function: RNA binding. NCBI's taxonomy places the organism in Eukaryota, Viridiplantae, Streptophyta, Magnoliopsida, Rosales, Cannabaceae. Bases 114 to 899 code for a protein of 261 amino acids.
UUCUUCCUUCCUUCCUUCACUUUCUCAUCAUUUAUCACCCUCUUAUCUAUUAUUCUCUGAUCAGAUAGUCGAGCGCCGCCAUACCCUCCGUCGCCUGAGAAUAGUAAAUCGAUAUGGUCCUCGAACUUCAUAAGAACCCUCAAGGAGAGGAGGAGGAGGAUACGGAGCAGGAUAUGAAAUCAAUUGAUGCCAAAGCUGAUGAAAUCAAGAAGAAGAAAAACAACAAAAAAACGAGACGUCUUUUAAAGGAGGCUUCGGACGCUGGACGGCGUGGGAUUUGCUACCUGAGUCGGAUUCCUCCCCAUAUGGACCCUUUCAACCUUCGUCAGAUUCUAUCUCAAUUUGGAGAUAUUCAAAGGAUUUACCUUACUCCUGAAAAUUCUACCCAAGUGCGGCGCAAGCGUCCUGGUCGAUUUCAGGAUCAAGGGUUUUCCGAAGGAUGGGUUGAAUUUUCUGAUAAACGGGUUGCUAAAAGAGUUGCUGAUAUGUUGAAUGGAGAACAAAUAGGUGGGAAAAAGAAGUCAUCCUUCUAUUAUGAUCUAUGGAAUAUCAAAUACCUAAGUAAAUUCAAGUGGGAUGAUCUGACAGAAGAAAUUGCUUACAAAAAAGCCGCCCGAGAGCAGAAACUGGCUUUAGAAAUUUCUGCUGCUAAAAGGGAGCGGGACUUCUAUCUCUCUAAGGUUGAUCAAGCCCGUGCAUUCAGUUCCAUCGAAGAACGAUUAAAGAAGAAGCAAAAGCUCGAACAAGAACCGGGUGCUGAUCUUGAUCUUCCUGUUAGCAAUCAAGCAUUGAAAGUUCGAAAGUUUCCACAGAAACAACCUGUUGCAAAAAAUGAAUCAGAAAAUAAGCCUAAGCUUUCUAAAGAUAUCUUAGCUGGGGUAUUUGGUGGUUCUUGCUGAUCAAGACAAUUGCACUUGAUGAUAUGGGGCCAAAAAUAGCGCAAUUUUGAUGUCUAUAAUGUAGAUUGGUUUGAGAAAGCUUAUAACCCAGUUUUGUAGCCUUCGAUUGGGUCCUUAGAUAAAUUAGAUUUUGAUGGAGCUAAUUUUUGUAAUGUUUAAUCGGAAAAAUGGUCACUAAGUUGCCUUUAGUUUUGAUUUAAACUAUCUUUAGGCAAAAUUUUUUUAAUAUAAAUGUAAUUUAGUUUUCAUUCA